AAAAGUGAUAAGUGAUAGCUUCGGCUAUACUUAUCUGAUCAAGAGACAAAGUGAUAAGUGAUAGCUUUAGCUACACUUAUCUGAUCAAGAGACAAAGUGAUAAGUGGCUACACUUAUCUGAUCAAGAAACAAAGUGAUAAGUGGCUACACUUAUCUGAUCAGGGACAAGUGAUAAGUGAUCAUACGUAAGACCAUAGUUAUACUAUGGCAAAGUGAAAGUGAAGUACUCAAUUUUCCGUGACCGUUCCCUAAUUUGAUUAAGGAUGGUAAGUGACAAAUGGGCCCAAAAGAAUUAAAGUAAAUGGAUAAGUGGUAGUGUAUUUAUAUCAGGACGAUGUUGUUAUUCAAACUAAAGUGAUAUUUUCAUUGCUAAAUUGAGAAUUUCAUAAAUGUGUUAUUGAAUGGUAUAAUCAAUAAACAUUGAGUUAAAUGGUAAAUACGUAUUAGUUUUGAAUUUGAUGUCAUUGAAUUGUACGUGAAUUAAAUGAAAAUUGCUAGUGAUAUGAUUUAAAUUAUGAGCAUGAGAAAUUGCGAAUUGAAUGAAAUGGAAAUGAAGCAUUAAAUUGCAUGAGUAUGUAUCGGGUCUCGCAGGCCCUAAUUAUUAUGAUUAUAAUAUUUUGAGGAUAUCUUGUGAAAAGUUAUAGAAACAUGUUAAUUAUUUUGAAAGUUUUAUAUAUUAAUGAAAUUUUAUAACUCGGUUAAAUACGUUUACAAGUGUAUGUGUUUUGGUAAUGCCUCGUACCCUAUUCCGGUGUUGGAUACGGGUAAGGGGUGUUACACAAGAUGUGGUUGCCGACAGCGGUGGUCCGGUGUUAGAAAUCCCGGUUAUUGAUAUGCAGAAAUUGGUCUCUGAAGAAUCAAUAAAUUCCGAACUCGAUAAGCUUGAUUUUGCUUGUAAAGAAUGGGGUUUCUUCCAGCUAGUGAACCAUGGAGUGAGCUUAACUUUGUUGGAGAAAGUAAAUACCCAGAUUCAGGACUUCUUCAACCUCCCAAAGGAAGAGAAGAACAAAUUUUGGCAGUAUCCAGGACAAGUUGAAGGAUUUAGGCAAAGUUUUGUCGUGUCUGAAGAUCAAAAGCUUGAUUGGGCUGACAUCUUUUACAUGCUCACUCUUCCACUCCAUCUUAGAAAGCCUCACUUAUUCCACAACCUCCCUCUUCCUUUGAGAGAUACAUUGGAGUCUUACUCAUCUGAGUUGAACAAUCUCUUCAAGGCUAUCCUUGCAAAGAUGGUAGAAGCUCUUAGUAUGAAAACUGAGGAAAUGGAGGAGUUUAUUGGAGAGGGAAGGCAAGCAAUUAGGGUGAACUAUUACCCACCUUGUCAUUUACCCAAGCAGGUCAUCGGCCUCACCCCUCAUUCCGAUGCUUCCAUCAUAACUAUUUUGCUUCAGCUCAAUGAAGUGGAAGGUCUACAAAUAAGGAAAGAUGGGAAGUGGGUUACUGUUAAACCCCUUCCGAAUGCCUUCAUCGUAAACAUCGGAGACCUUUUGGAGAUUAUAACAAACGGAACGUACCGUAGCAUCGAACAUCGUGCCACCGUGAACUCCGAAAGGGAAAGGCUCUCAUUUGCCACAUUCUGUGGCCCAAGGAAUGAUGGCGAAAUAGGCCCUGCGCAAAGCUUGAUCUCUGAACAAAGACCUGCAAUGUUUAGGAGAGUGAAAGUCAAAGAAUACUACAAAGGCCUAUUUGCUCGUAAGCUUCAGGGAAAAUCGUAUCUGGAUUUCAUGAGAAUACAACAUGAUUAAGAACGAAAUCAGUUGAUUUUCUAGUAGAUA
Molecule: messenger RNA, 1772 nt
Organism: Gossypium raimondii (Peruvian cotton)
Lineage: Eukaryota; Viridiplantae; Streptophyta; Magnoliopsida; Malvales; Malvaceae
Product: protein SRG1
Exons: 5
Coding region: 732-1742 (336 amino acids)
Source: RefSeq, a predicted model, not a curated record